Molecule: messenger RNA, 924 nt
Organism: Cavenderia fasciculata
Lineage: Eukaryota; Evosea; Eumycetozoa; Acytosteliales; Cavenderiaceae
Exons: 2
Coding region: 1-924 (307 amino acids)
Source: RefSeq, a predicted model, not a curated record
AUGGUAUUAAAUAAAAGAUCUGUUGAAGAAUCCCUAAGGAAGGAUCUCAAACAUCACCAACAAUCUGCGUCAAUAGGGUCAGUAGCAGCAGUCGCCAACAAAACAACUAGUUCCCCUGUAAAUGCUGCAAAAAAGAAAUCAAACGUGAACAACAACAAUAAUAAUAAUAAUAAUAAUAAUAAUACUGCAACUAACAAUAAUGUAACAACAAAACAACAAAGAAAGCAACAACUUUUAAAAACAACAAAGAAGAAUUUUCAUCAUAAUAGAACAGUUGUAGUUGCAAUAGGUGUAUUCAUGUUCUUUUACUACCUAUCAAUGAUGUAUGUCAGAUAUCAACACAGAGGUGUCAUUGGAUUUGCAGAUUCACUUUGGCUAUGCAAUUUAGCUGUCAUUUUUGGUUUUGUCUCAAUCUGGUUGGACAGACCAUUCCUUCUUGGUGUUGCCCUCAAUGCAACUCUUAUUGUGCAUGCACUCUGGGUGAUUGAUGUCAUUUCAUACUUUACCGUGGGUGUAUUCCCAAUUGGCAAUGCAGAAUACAUCUCGUGGCCAAAUAUCACCUGGGGUGAAAUCAUCACAUCGACCCAUCACGCUUGGUUUGUACCACUGUCAAUCUUUUGUUUGCAUAGAAAUGGUGGAUAUCCUCGAAAGGGUUGGGUAGGAAGUAUGGCAAUGACUAUUCCAGUCGUUUCAAUCUCUAAAUUAUUCCCAAGAGUAAUAUUAUUGGCCAGCGGUGAACAAUUUUAUUUAAAUAUCAAUCAAGCACAUGAAUGGUGGGAAGAUAUGGAAGGUUGGCCAUGGGAUCUCAUUCCAAAGGAAAAGAAUGAAUACUUUUUGUUUUUAAUCUGCUUUAGUGGAGUACUGUUUACAGUGACCCAUGCUUUUAUGAAGUUACUUUGCUAUCUUGUUAUUAAAAAAAAUUAA